AUGGAGACAGCAAAUGAGACGUUGAAAACAGACUUCAUUCUUCUGGGCCUUUUCCCUGGGAUAAGACAUAUCAGCAUUCUUGUCUUCAUUAUCCUCCUGAUUUACACAAUCGCCAUUGCAGGAAAUACCACCCUGAUCCUCCUUAUCUGGGUAGAUCCCUGCCUCCACACCUCCAUGUAUUUUUUGCUUAGCCAACUCUCCAUAAUUGACCUGGCUUUUAUCUCUAGUACAGUCCCCAAAAUGGCAGUCAACUUUUUCUCUGGAAAGAGGAACAUCUCCCUGAUUGGCUGUGGGACCCAGAUCUUCUUCACCUUGACUCUGGGUAUUGCUGAGUGCCUCCUCCUGACCCUCAUGGCUUAUGAUCGCUUUGUGGCCAUCUGUCACCCUCUGAAAUACCCAAUCAUUAUAAACUACCAGGUCUCCCAGCAGAUGGCGAUUGGAUCCUGGGUAGGAGGGGCUCUAGCAUCUUUGGUCCACACAGCCUACUCCAUGCACUUUCCCCUCUGUGGGCCCCGGGAGCUCCACCACUUCUUCUGUGAGGUCAAGGCCAUCUUGAAGCUGUCCUGUGAGGACAUCUCUGUCUAUGAGAGAGGUGUGGUAGUGACCAGCAUUGUUGUCGUUCUUCUCCCCGUGAGUCUCAUUUUGACCUCCUACACCCUCAUUUUCCUUGUGGUCCUACGAAUGAACUCACCUGAGGGGAGGAACAAAGCUCUGGCCACUUGUUCUUCUCAUUUGACUGUGGUCACUUUUUACUAUGGUCCAGCCAUGCUGAUAUACAUGAGGCCUGGAUCCUCUCAUACCCCUAUCCUGAACCAGGCUCUCUUUAUAUUUGACACCAUCCUUACUCCUAUGCUGAAUCCCCUUAUCUACACUCUGAGGAACAAGGAGGUGGUGGGUGCUCUGAAGAAGGUGCUGGGGAGGUGCACCAUAUCAAAGUAG
This is a messenger RNA of Orycteropus afer afer, 939 nucleotides long. RefSeq names its product olfactory receptor 2AJ1-like. The record is from RefSeq and is a predicted model, not a curated record. Bases 1 to 939 code for a protein of 312 amino acids. Gene Ontology annotation, molecular function: G protein-coupled receptor activity; olfactory receptor activity. The transcript has a single exon. Gene Ontology annotation, cellular component: membrane. Gene Ontology annotation, biological process: G protein-coupled receptor signaling pathway. NCBI's taxonomy places the organism in Eukaryota, Metazoa, Chordata, Mammalia, Tubulidentata, Orycteropodidae.